Durotheca rogersii is the source of this 1540-nucleotide messenger RNA. RefSeq lists its product as uncharacterized. Lineage: Eukaryota; Fungi; Ascomycota; Sordariomycetes; Xylariales; Xylariaceae. The record is from RefSeq and is a predicted model, not a curated record. Bases 590 to 1219 code for a protein of 209 amino acids. The transcript has 2 exons.
GCCUUGAGUCUGGUAAGCCGUUAGGUAUCGGAGAGUCGGUCGUUGGACUAGCGUCCAUUUCUGUCGCCCGCCGGCCUUCUCGUCGUCAAGUCAAUAUCCAUUUUUGGAAAGUCCGACACCGCAACUAAUACCCGCCAUCAGUGUCCAGGCUGACCCGAAGAUAUCAGAGCGGACAGCACAAGUCAGAAGACGGCUUUGAUGAAAAUCAUAAGAUCGGAUGAUUACCAUGACCCCAAAAAGCGACAUUGACCCUGGGUCACGUUCUACAAGGAAGGGGACCGUUAUUCAAUUUGGCAGCUCCGUAGCGCAGUUCUUAGCAUGCCAGGGCCGUCGGGCCAUCAUCGGCAAAGGAACUGCGAACGCAAUAAUCCAUUGUAAGGCAACGUGUAGUAUUAGGAGUGAGGAUGAUGUGGUCUCCGACUGCGGGAAGAGCCCGAGUAUUUAAACCCGGGCAAUGCCGUCUCUAGGUUGUCCUACUGGGAGCCGCACGCGACAAUCAGCAUCUCAAAAUACUUCGGUCUCCUGAACAUUUGAGGGCCUUCGAUAUUAGAUCUCCCAAGGCGCAACGAAAUCGACCCCUCUACCCGUCAUGGCAUUCAACCUAGAGGCACCGCCGGGCACCGACAUCUGGCGGAAGCCACCGAGCACCAACAUUUGGAACGCACCCAUCUCACACACGAAUACGGGCCCGCUGAAGAAGUUCCUCUCGGCGCGCGUGACAUUCUGGGCGGACUGGACCGAGAGGUACGACCAGGCGGGGUUGCUCCUCGUGCCACGGCGGGCUUCGGCGCCACCGCCGACGUCGACGGGGCCAGCGCCAGACAAGUGGAUCAAGACGGGGCUCGAGUACUACCAGUCGCGGCCGCAGCUGAGCACUGUGGGGUGCGACCGGUUCGCGGACUGGAGCGUGGUGCCGCUCGUGCUCACAGCGGGCGAGGCGGACCCGGGGGCGGGGACCGGGCUCACCAUCGAGAUCGCGCGCGAGGGCGACGAGCACGGCAAGAGCCUCUGGGUGUACCGGCUGGUGCUGGGGUCCGGCGGCGAGGUGGCGGAGAGGAUCCCGCUCCGGGAGAUCUGCUGGGUGCUCGCGGACGAAGACGACGAGACGGCCGGCGAGUGGUUGCUCGACGUGGGCCCGCUCGUGGCGCGCCCCGAGAAGGUGGCGGCGGCUCCCUUGAAGGUUGAGUUUAAGAGUUUCGAGGUCCAGUGGGCAUCGUAGGUGACGCGAGGAGACCAGGGAGGAGGCAGGUAAUUUACCGAUGGGAAGAUGUACCUACCUAUUAUUGCUUUUACAAUACCUAUGCCCUAGCGUGUUCUUGCAUUGAGGAAGAACCCGUAGAGGUCUGUUGAGAGGUACCUCCAGGUUACUGUUAGAGGUACUAGGCCUCAUCUCUUCUACCUGCUAAUAUUUGCUAUGUACCUAGGUACCUGUGUCGCAGUGCUAGGGUACCGCUUGACAGCGGCAAUUUCAAAUGGAAGUACCUACAUGGGACAUUUCCACGUCUAAUAGCAGGUACCUAAGGUACCUAAAGUAUCUGCC